AUGCUAAUGUUCAUAUGUUAUAGUCUUCUGUAUCACUUGAAUAUCUUUCUUUCUUUCUUUCUUUCUUUCUUUCUUUCUUUCUUUCUUUCUUUUCAUUAUAAUAAUCAUUCUCUCCAGAAGUCUUUGGUAAUUCAUGCUAAUGUUCAUAUCCUACCCGCUCUCUCUCUAUCUCUCUCUCUCUCUCUCUUUUCCUCUCUCUCUCUCUUUUCCUCUUUUCUACCACCGCGAGUCCAACCUGAUCAGUUUCAAGAGGCCAACACAUUUCCAGCAAAGAUUCUCAUCUCUUUCUUUCUAUCUACCCACUUCUUAUUUUCGCCCUAUCUCCCCCAAAACUUAGAAACGUUUAGCCAGACGCACUUCUUUCUUUCUUUCUUUCUUUCUUUCUUUCUUUCUUUCUUUCUUUCUUUCAAACACCAUUUUUCCCUUCCCCUUUUUCGUUUUUCUACUUUCCUUCUUUCUUUCUUUCUUUCUCACACCAUUUUUCCCUCCUCCCUCUUUGUUCGUUUUUCUACUUUCUUUCUUUCUUUCUUUCUUUCUUUCUUUCUUUCUUUCUUUCUUUCUUUCUUUCUUUCUUUCUUUCUUUCUUUUACACACCAUUUUCCCCUUCCCCAUCUUUGUUCGUUUUUCUACUUUCUUUCUUUCUUUCUUUCUUUCUUUCUUUCUUUCUUUCUUUUCUUUCUUUUUUUUUUUUCUUUCUUUCUUUUUUCAAACACCAUUUUUUUCCUUCCCUUUUUUCGUUUUUUCUACUUUCCUUCUUUCUUUCUUUCUCACACCAUUUUUCCUCCUCCCUCUUUGUUCGUUUUUCUACUUUUUCUUUCUUUCUUUCUUUCUUUCUUUCUUUCUUUUCUUUCUUUUCUUUUUUCUUUCUUUCUUUCUUUUACACACCAUUUUCCCCUUCCCCAUCUUUGUUCGUUUUUCUACUUUCUUUCUUUCUUUCUUUCUUUCUUUUCUUUCUUUCUUUCUUUCUUUCUUUGCAUCUUAAUUAGGAAUAUAAACCACCUGAUAUUGGUGGUAUCUAUCUAUCUAUCUAUCUAUCUAUCUAUCUAUCUAUCUAUCUAUCUAUCUAUCUAUCUAUCUAUCUGUCAUCUUUGA
Messenger RNA from Acanthosepion pharaonis, 1092 nucleotides. NCBI's taxonomy places the organism in Eukaryota, Metazoa, Mollusca, Cephalopoda, Sepiida, Sepiidae. The record is from the annotation of a GenBank genome assembly.